Molecule: messenger RNA, 1210 nt
Organism: Centropristis striata (black sea bass)
Lineage: Eukaryota; Metazoa; Chordata; Actinopteri; Perciformes; Serranidae
Product: endonuclease domain-containing 1 protein-like
Exons: 3
Coding region: 1-933 (310 amino acids)
Molecular function (GO): metal ion binding; nucleic acid binding; hydrolase activity
Source: RefSeq, a predicted model, not a curated record
AUGUAUUUUAACAGGAGGUCUCAAAGGAAGAUGCUGCAGUUCUCAACAGGAGCUCUGCUUCUUCUGCUGCCCUGGUUUGGUGGCCUGGUCCUUGGAGAGAUCAGCCAUGACUUCUCCCAGUGCCUCGAUUUCUUCUAUGAUCAAACUCCUCCAAAGGGUAUCAAUGCAGCAGUAUACCAGCCAAUAUGCCAGCGCUACAAAAACCAGUACCACUUUGCCAGCCUGUAUCACCGCCAGCAUCGUACACCAUUGUACUCUGCGUACGUGCUCAGUCCUGCAAACGGGAAACGGCCUAAUUCUACUUGGAUGUACGAACCACAGUUGGCAUUUUCCCGUGCAAACACAGAGAUGAAACCUUUCCCAAGUUCUGGCCUCGUGGACCAGAAUGUGAUUGAGAGUCAGGCUUUGGUUGGGGACUACAGAAACUCCAACUUCACCAAGGGCCAUCUCAAUCCCAGCAUGCACCAGAAGACGAGAGAGAAUCGUGAGGCCACCUUCACCCUGACAAACAUUGUCCCUCAGCGUGCGGGCUCCAACUCCGGCCCUUGGAACGGUCUGGAGAACGAGGUGUUAAGAAAAUUCAAGGCCUUCUGCAACGGGUCGAUGUAUGUGAUCACCGGGGUCAUGCCGUAUGAGUCUGAACCCCGCCAGAUCAAUAACAGAGUGUCUGUGCCUGAGUACAUGUGGUCUGCCUACUGCUGCCCAGCCUACAGAUCUAACCUUCCUGAGUCUGUGAGGAACUUUUUCCCCACAUAUGCUGCUGUGGGAAGAAAUGACCGCAACAGUGGAGAGGAGAUUGUGCCGGUUAAUGUCAAGGCGAGGGCUUCUGUGAGGGGCUAUGAUGUGAGGCGGAUGUCCGUAGAGACUCUGGAGGGCAUCCUGACACAAAGGCUGGCCAUGUCUAUCAGUCUGUUUCAUGGGCAGUGCCAGUAGCAAUGGUUGAAAAGCUUUUCCUUCUUGAAAUUAAAUGUUAACUGAUCUGGGUGCAGCAGGCACCACAUACAGCACAUCACUUAAUCUUUAAUUACUGAAUAAGUGUUUGAUUGAUUAGGAUUAUUGUCUCACUGUGGUUUGAAAUUAUUUUUGUCGACUAUAUAUGACAUUUUGUAACACCAGCUAACCCAAUGAUUUUGCUAAUAAAAUAUGGAAAUAAAUGAAGAGGCUUCUGCUGGAACUAAUCAUAAUAACUUUAUGUUAAAUACUAACUUUG